CAGCAGUCUGAGCUGUGCGGGCGCAGAGGGAGAAAAGUCGCAGCGGCCGCACUGUGCGCACUUGCCCGGGACUGUCCUCCAUCCGCACGGUGUGAACUGUGGACUGUUCUCUAUGGAUUAUAGUUGUGUCACUUUACUCUCCAAGUUGUGAUCCCACUCCGGGUGAGAGAUGGAAAGUGAGGAGGAAUGGAAGAUCUCCGUCUGGCUCUGCGAGGAGGAGAAGCUGGUCUCCGGACUCACCAGGCGCACAACCUGCGCAGAUGUGGUCAGGGUCCUCCUGGAGGACCACAACCAGUCAGCGGAGGGCUCCAUGAUGCUGGGACCACCCCAGGCUUACUGCAUUGUGGAGAAGUGGAGGGGCUUCGAGAGGAUCCUACCUAACAAAACCAAGAUCCUGAGGUUGUGGACAGCAUGGGGUGAGGAGCAGGAGAAUGUCAGGUUUGUCCUGGUCAGGAAUGAGGCUUCUCUGCCCAACAUUGGUCCCAGGAGUGCUGAAGCCAAGGUGGUCCUCAGCAGGGAGAGCCCAUGUCCCUUUAAAGGGGCCACCAAAGCCAGCAUGGCCCUUACCCAAGAGAAACAGCGCAGGGUGGUGAGGAAAGCCUUCAGAAAGUUGGCCAAGAUGAACAAGAAGAGGCAAGAGACUUUAUCCAGGGAUUCCAAUGCGGUGGAGAAGAUGGAAACUCUGGUCCAUCUAGUUCUGUCCCAGGAUCACACCAUCCGACAGCAAGUGCAGAGGAUCAAGGACUUGGACAGGGACAUAGAGAGGUAUGAGGCCAAAAUCCACUUUGACCGGAUGAGAAGACAUGGUGUGAAUUAUGUCCAGGACACCUAUUUGGUCGGAAUGGUCCCGGAUAGGGCUUUGGACAGCAACGCAGAAGACAACGGGUGUGAAGAAGAACUUUUUGUGGACUUUGAGGACUAUGCAUGUAAAUGUGAGGGGAUCUUAUUGCUGCAAGAUCAAAUAAGCCAACAGGAGGAUCUGAUUGAGCAGAUCACCAGCCAGAUCCAAGAGGAACUCAAUCAAAGGUGGAUGGACAGGCGUCAGGAGGAGCUGUCCUCCAAGGACCAAGACCCCACCGCCAUCACCACCGCCACUGCAGAUGGGGCGGAAUGUGAAAACGAAUUGCUGCUUGAGCAAGAAAGGGUUAAAACGGAGCUCAGUGCCAGUCUCUACAUAGGACUGAGGUUGAACACAGACUUGGAGGCUAUCAAGGCCGAUUUGGAUUACUCCCAAGAAGUAUGGAAUGAGAAGGAGAGAGAACUACAAAGUCUCCUAGACAGCCUGGGUGCCUUGGAACUGUGUGAGGAGCAGGAGACCUGUGAGGAGCUGAGGCCUGACCCCUCACAGGUGGUAGAGAGGACAUGUGCUGAGGGCCCAGGGGUUUGGGUGGCAAAGAACAUGGACCGGUGUACCAAUUGUGAGGGGAACGAUGAGGAUUCGGACACAGGAUUAAGCUCCAUGCACAGCCAGGACUCUGACUCCACACCUGUCUGUGAGUCCUUGGUAUAGCUGACACUGGGGGGAUCCAAAGACACCCACUGAGGGGGCCCAUGCUCUUUAUCAACAGAUUCUUAUCUGAAACUUUCCAGUAUUUAUCACCUUUCUAUUUGCACAUCAGAGGCCAAACACAUCCCCUAUAGACCCCCUGGAGCUCUCCGGCUGGAUUGUAUUAUUAUGUCCAUUGUUAAAUAAAAAAAAAGGCCCCGCACUAUCUUUGUUGCACAAGCCACCCAAAUAUUUAAGGCCAACUCUUGACAGGCCCGGAAUUAAAACUGGGGUUUUCUCUGUAAAGUUAUUAUUUUUUAAAUAAAUAUUUGCAGAUUCUUAGUUCUGUGCAUGUCCUAUUCAUUCUCAUGUAUUAGGGGAAGGGACAGACAGUGAGCACUAAACAUCAUGGGUACAUAAAUUGCAUUUAUGGAGCAUUUAUCACUUUUGCACUUAACGUAACGUAGUUCAUAAGGCUGAAAAAAAAGACCAGAGCCCAUCAAGUUCAACCUAUAACCCUAAUGAGUCCCUACUGAGUUGAUCCAGAGGAGGCAAAAAACCCUCAUACAAGAGGUAAAAAUUCCUUCCCGACUCCAAAUAUCAGAACAAAUCCCUGGAUCAACGUUCUGUCCCUAUAAAUCUAGAAUCCAUAGUCUGUAAUGUUAUUAUUCUCCAAAAAUGCAUCAGACCCCUUUUAUAUUCUUUUACAGAGUUCACCAUGACACCUCCUCCGGGAGAGAAUUCCAUAGUUUCACUGCUCUUACAGUAAAGAACCCCCGUCUGUGCUGGUGUAGAAACCUUCUUUCCUCUAAACGUAGAGAAUGUCCCCUUGUUGUAGAUUACGUGUUGUAAUUCACUAAAGGCCAAUGCCCCAAUGGUGAUUUUUGUGGUUUGCAGACUCUGUAGCACAGCAGCCAAGGUAAAGAACACAUCCUCUUUAUUCCUUUAGUUACAUGUCCUGUUAGUCUCCAAGUUACAAGCUGUGUUUGUUCCAGUUAAGGAUCUUGGUUUCUUACUAUGCCGGAGCCAAGGUUUAUAUCCCUGCCCUGAAUAUUAUAUUGUAGUUACAGUGUAGCAACAGACUACUUACAUCUGAAUAUUUCUCAUUGUGUUGCAAUGGACAAAGUGCCCCUGAUUGCUGUAAUGUACAACUUACUUAAAGGGGUAUUCCAGGCCAAAAC
Molecule: messenger RNA, 2667 nt
Organism: Hyla sarda
Lineage: Eukaryota; Metazoa; Chordata; Amphibia; Anura; Hylidae
Gene: RASSF10
Product: Ras association domain family member 10
Exons: 1
Coding region: 170-1510 (446 amino acids)
Biological process (GO): signal transduction
Source: RefSeq, a predicted model, not a curated record